Molecule: messenger RNA, 2625 nt
Organism: Striga hermonthica
Lineage: Eukaryota; Viridiplantae; Streptophyta; Magnoliopsida; Lamiales; Orobanchaceae
Source: the annotation of a GenBank genome assembly
AUGUGUAUACUCUGCGUGAUUCAGAAGUGGUCGAGGAGGAUUGCUACCAUGUUGCCAUGGCUAGUGAUUCCACUUAUUGCUCUGUGGGCCCUGUCUCAGCUCCUGCCGCCCGCGUUCCGGUUUGAAAUUACGUCUCCGAGGCUUGCCUGUGUAUUAGUCUUGUUGGUGACCCUCUUCUGGUAUGAGGUUCUAAUGCCUCAGCUGUCAGCAUGGAGGAUCAGGAGGAAUGCUAGGCUUAGGGAGAGGAAGAGGUUCGAGGCUAUUGAGAUGCAGAAACUGAGGAAGACCGCCACUCGGAGGUGUAGGAAUUGUCUGACCGCGUAUCGGGAUCAGAAUCCUGGUGGGGGAAAGUUUAUGUGCUCCUACUGCGGCCAUAUUUCAAAAAGGCCGGUCUUGGACUUGCCCGUGCCCGGUGGGACGGGAAAUUCGGGGAUUCUGAAAGAUCUAGUGGGUAAAGGUGGGAAGAUAUUGAACGGCAAGGCUUGGUCUGACAAUGGGUGGAUGUGUGGGCAAGACUGGCUGGAGAACGGGAAUUUGGGCGGAGGUCCUUUUGCUGUGAAAUCGAGUUAUUGGAAGAGUGGUGGGGGUUUAUUCAGUGGGGACGAUGACCAUUGUCUGGCGGAGAAUUCUUAUUCUCGUGUUAUUAUUUUUGCUUGCAGGGCACUAACAACUGUUUUCUUGAGUGUCGUGUGGGUUUGGAGAAAGAUUUUUAGGGUUAGUUCCUCCAGAAAUGAUGCUUCAGUCGAUGCAGAUCGUCGAGGAAUGUUGGAUAAUAGAGGCGAGAAUGGCGGGAGUGGUCAGGAGAGUAGAGGGGAGAAAGCGCGCAGGAAAGCCGAGGAGAAGAGGCAGGCUAGAUUAGAGAAGGAGCUAUUAGAGGAGGAGGAGAGAAAGCAAAGAGAGGAGGUUGCUAGGUUAGUUGAAGAAAGGAGGAGGCUACGGGACGAAAAAAUGGAGGCUGGAAAAGAUCGUGGAAAGGAUGGCUCUCCUCGGGCAAAGGCAAGAGAUAGCAAAAAGGAAGCUGAAAGGAAGCGUCAAGAAAGGAAGAAGGAGAGAGAUAAGGGGUCGAGUAAGAGCAACUCUGAUGUUGAGGAGUUGGAAAAGAGAGGAGGCAAACAAAAUUAUAAGAAUGAAAGGGAGCAACACAACAGUACACCUGAUAGCUUGAGAACUCAUGGCACUGAAGUUGGCCAUGUGUUUAAGGGUGCUGGUGCUAGCCGAGGGAAUGCUGGGACGAGAUACUUUGAUAGGAUGAGGGGUACUUUUCUAUCUUCUUCUAGGGCAUUCACUGGAGGUGGGUUCUUUGGAAAGGGUACGAAUACUUCUGUUGUUUCUAGAGAUCACAAACCCAGCGGAUUGGUAGGAAAUGGUCAACCUUCGUCAUAUAGGAAAGAAAUACCCGACCGAGUUUCUGGGCGAUCAACAGGAAGUGGGGAUGAUAAGAGUGCUAUUCGCCACGUAUUCAUUGAACCUCAACCAAGUACUGCUCCUAAAAAAUCAUGGCAGCAAUUAUUUACUCGAUCUUCUGCUGGUUCUCCACCACCCUCGAAUCCUAAUGUCAUAAGCAGACCAACAGGGAACAACAAAGCAGAAGUUCAGGACCAGCCCGUUUCUGGCCAUCCCACCUCGACACAAUCAUCUGAAACCCCUAUUAAUUUUGGUUUGGCAAACCCAUUUAGUUUACCUGCGAUUCCUUUUGGAUCUAAUAGUGGCAGCAGUACUAUUCCCCCAGUAUCCUCUGGUGCCAUGCUUCCUAAAAUGUUAGAUUCCCCACACCAGCUUUUACCAGAGGAAUUGGAGAUUUUUGAAGACCCUUGUUAUGUUCCAGACCCUAUAUCCUUGCUUGGGCCUGUUUCUGAAUCGCUUGACAACUUUCAGCUGGAUCGGGGUUUUGCAACUGAUCCUAGAUUGGACAAACCAGGUCAUGUGAAGACUAAAGCCGCACCUUCUUUGGUUACCAAGCCAUCACCGAUUGAGUCUCCAUUGUCACGAUCACGUGUGUCUGAGGAACGGCAUGUGAGUUCUCUUUUUUUACCGGGUACUCCGAAGUCUCAGGAUAGUAAUUCCAACAACACAAAUGACAAUGGAACAUGGCAGAUGUGGAAUAGCUGUCCCCUUGGUCAGGAUGGUCUUGGUAUAGUUGGUGGGCCCGUCAUCGGCUGGCAUUUGUAUCCAGAGAUGAACUUGCCCAAAAAGGAGGAUAAUAUCCAUUCAGUCCCUCGUAAAACGAUGGCGUCCCUGUUCAAGAAAGAUGAGCAAGCCGUACCUAGCGGUCAUCCUUCACAGAAUGUUUUGUUUGGGCAUGCUCCAAAUGGUGGAGCAUUGAAUACAUCUUUACCUUCUAAUGUUGAUGAUCCAUGGUUACCGAGAACUUUAUUUGGGCCAAGUAUGGGUCUGCAAAAUCAUAUUCUGCAGAAACCUAAGGAGGAUGCUCUUCAGAAUGGCCUUAUCUAUGGAAAUCCCAGAGGUCCUGUAGUUAACCAACAACUUGACCUGUCUGCUGCGGAUUGUUGGCCUAAAAAAGACUGGACCGUGCAGGGUUCACGAGAUGGUGUUGGGAACUCUCCGGCCAUGAGGCCUCACAUUGGAGGCUUGUACAACCCUCUAGAUGUACAGUCUCUUUGGUGA